GCCCGCCAGCCGCACGGCCCGGCCCCCGACGGCCGCGCGCUGAGAUGACUUUCCGUGACAUUCUGAGCGUCAGUUUCGAAGGAUCCCGCUCGGACAGCGGCUCCGGGGGGACCGGCUCGAGCCCCAGUGCGGGCGGCGCAGGCGGCGCGGUCGCUUCGGAGGGCCCGGCGGUGGGCAGCGUGCCAGGUGCCACGGGCGGCGGCGGCGGCGUGGUGGGCACGGGCAGCGGCGAGGAAAACGGCAGCUCGGCCGGGGAGCCGGGGGGCUCAGGCGCGGGCGGCGAGGUGAACUGCACGGCGGCGGCCGUCGGGGGCCUGGUGGUGAGCGCGCAGGGCUUAGGAGUGGGUGUCUUCCUGGCUGCCUUCAUCCUGACCGCCGUAGCGGGCAACCUGCUGGUCAUCCUCUCCGUGGCCUGCAACCGCCACCUGCAGACUGUCACUAACUACUUCAUCGUCAACCUGGCCGUGGCCGACCUGCUGCUGAGCGCCACAGUGCUGCCCUUCUCUGCCACCAUGGAGGUCCUAGGCUUCUGGGCCUUUGGCCGCGCCUUCUGCGACGUGUGGGCCGCUGUGGACGUGCUGUGCUGCACCGCCUCCAUCCUCAGCCUCUGCACCAUCUCCGUGGACCGGUACGUGGGCGUGCGCCACUCACUCAAGUACCCGGCCAUCAUGACCGAGCGCAAGGCCGCUGCCAUCCUGGCGCUGCUGUGGGUGGUGGCCCUCGUGGUGUCCGUGGGGCCCCUGCUAGGCUGGAAGGAGCCGGUGCCCCCGGACGAGCGCUUCUGCGGCAUCACCGAGGAGGCAGGCUACGCCGUCUUCUCCUCGGUGUGCUCCUUCUACCUGCCCAUGGCCGUCAUCGUGGUUAUGUAUUGCCGCGUCUAUGUGGUGGCGCGCAGCACCACCCGCAGCCUCGAGGCGGGCGUCAAGCGCGAGCGGGGCAAGGCCUCCGAGGUGGUGCUGCGCAUCCACUGUCGCGGCGCAGGCACCAGCACCGCCGACGGAGCGCACGGGACCCAGGUAGCGCGCAGCGCCAAGGGCCACAACUUCCGCAGCUCCUUGUCUGUGCGUCUGCUCAAGUUCUCCCGCGAGAAGAAAGCAGCCAAGACCUUGGCCAUCGUCGUGGGCGUCUUCGUGCUCUGCUGGUUCCCCUUCUUCUUCGUUUUGCCACUUGGUUCCCUGUUCCCGCAGCUGAAGCCCUCGGAGGGCGUCUUCAAGGUGAUCUUCUGGCUGGGCUACUUCAACAGCUGCGUGAACCCCCUCAUCUACCCCUGCUCCAGCCGCGAGUUCAAGCGCGCCUUCCUGCGCCUCUUGCGCUGCCAGUGCCGCCGGCGCCGGCGCCGUCGUCCGCUCUGGCGCGUCUACGGCCACCACUGGCGGGCCUCGACCAGCGGCCCGCGGUCCGACUGCGACCCCGGCCCGGGCUGCGAGCUCCCCGGGGCCCCGCUGGCCCUCGCCGCGCCCCCGGCCCCCGGCUCCCCGGGCACGCCCGAGCCGCAGGCCACCACCCCGGACGGAUGGAAGCCUCCGUGUGGCCUCAGCGAAUGGAGGCUGCUCGGGCCUCUCCGGGGACCCACCACUCAGCUGCGGGCCAAGGUGUCCAGCCUGUCGCACAAGAUCCGCUCCGGGGGAGUGCAGCGCGCCGAGGCCGCGGGUGCCCCGCGCACCGAGGUGGAGGCCGUGUCCCUGGGCGUCCCGCACGACAUGGCCGAGGGCACUGCCUGCCAGGCCUGUGACUUGGACUACAGCAACCUCCGAGAGACUGAUAUUUAAGGGACCCUGAGCAAGGCGGGGAAUGUGCUGGGGGCGGAGCUAGGGCC
Elephantulus edwardii (Cape elephant shrew) is the source of this 1816-nucleotide messenger RNA. It is a transcript of the gene ADRA1D, whose product is annotated as adrenoceptor alpha 1D. Gene Ontology annotation, molecular function: alpha1-adrenergic receptor activity. The record is from RefSeq and is a predicted model, not a curated record. The transcript is spliced from 2 exons. Gene Ontology annotation, biological process: phospholipase C-activating G protein-coupled receptor signaling pathway; positive regulation of cytosolic calcium ion concentration; adenylate cyclase-activating adrenergic receptor signaling pathway. Lineage: Eukaryota; Metazoa; Chordata; Mammalia; Macroscelidea; Macroscelididae. The coding region runs from base 45 to 1769 and encodes 574 amino acids. Gene Ontology annotation, cellular component: membrane.